GAGGCCGAAGAAAAAAAGAGACGGGCAUCCUGCUGGGAUGGUUACCACACUGAAGAACGAUGCUGCUUUGGAUUGGUGGAUCCCCCGAGGCAAUGGGCGCCAGCAGUGCGCAAUGCACCAGCCGUGCAGUGUUUGAUGGCCACGGCAAGGAGGUCGCUGAAUCUUUCGGAUACCCCCGCAACCUGCCGUGGUCGCUACUUUGCUGUGGCCACCCUGGGCCAACUUCGACUGCGGAUGGACUUUGUCGCAUCUGGCAUGGCUUGGUUUCUUGUGCCAAGUAUGUCUGGCCGGGGCUGGGGGGAUUAUGUGGCGAGGUAUGGGCCCACGGGUGUGCAUGACCACAGAGUUGUCGGUGGGCUGUGCCUGCCAGAGGCUUGUGACCUGGGCCCUGCAGCCAUGUAUGUGGUGCCUCGAGUAGCACCCUGGUGGCCUCAGCCGACUCGGGAGCCUGCACCCUUAAACGACACGCAUGUCUGGCUUCCGCCCCCCUUGGCUGUGAGCCACGAUCUCUUUGCAAGCCACGGGUUUAUGCCGAUGUGGGUGUCGAAGCCCGCAUGCCCGGGAACGCAAGAUAGCGCAUUCUGCAGCCAUUAUUGGGAGUUUGCUGUGCAGGAGUAUCAUCACCACAUUGGCGAUUGUUCGGAGGCUGCCGUGGCCGCAGCAGUGGCAAUUGUUCUUGUUUCAGUGCUCUGGCUUUCCGUGGAGAGCAAGCCCCUUGCACAUUGGGUAAACGCAGCCUUUGUCAUGCUUUCCAUUCACCUGAGACGGCCAACCCCGAGCAGAGAAAAGAACAUCAAGGUCCGCUGCAUGCUGAAAGUGCUUCGCCAUGCAGGGCAUCGGUGGCUGCGGAUGUGUCCGCUGCUUGUGACCUCGACUCUGGUGUAUCUCUGUGGCUUCGUCACAUGCAUUCCGAUGAAUAAUGCCAUGAAGAGCAGUGCUUUGCACACAUGGUUUUCUGAGAGGCGCGCAGAGUGUCUGGUGCCACGCCACCUUGUCCUGACAAUCCUUAUGCUACACGAACCAGUCACAGGGCGUGCCUCGCCGUGCCACAACGCAGACAUCUUCGAGACUCUGUUUUUGUUGGAUGUGCUGACCUUUGCGCUGAUGCAGGUAAACGAUGGCGCUUCAUGGUUGCUGUUGCCACCAGCUCUGCUCUGGCGCUGUUGCUGGGUGCUGGGCGAGGGAGAGGGACGCUGGGCCCUGGCAUACCGCCAUCGAUUUACCAUGCUGCUUCCAGUGGCUCUGCUGGCGGUUGGAGUUGGCUCGCUGGAGCGAAAUGUGAGAAGUCGAUUUGCAGCAAGAUCUCUCAACUUUGUGGGCACCUUGCUCAUAUCGACCUCCUGUUUGCAGGAUGCUCUGAACUUCGGGACGGCGGAGUGGACCUAUCCUCUGGGUGAACUUGCAGAGGGCUUGCGCCAGCUGAAGCCUCUGCAGCAAGCUGCCGCGUUUCACGUUUCGGAGCUGCUUUUCGUUCUCGGAUUUCGGCUGCUUUUGGCCGACAGUUCCAGCCAGCAGCAGGUCAAGAAGCGUCCAUGGUCAUGGGUGUCUUUCCUGGCCAGUCUUUGCCCGGGGAUGAACCUCUCCAAUCUGUUCAUCUUCCACUUCCUGGCCGGCUUCUACUUGGAUGAGCCGCAGCCACUGUCUGGCCAAACGGCCAUGCGGAACUUCAUGAACGUGUCGGUGCUGUCUGCGAU
Messenger RNA from Symbiodinium pilosum, 1694 nucleotides. The record is from the annotation of a GenBank genome assembly. NCBI's taxonomy places the organism in Eukaryota, Dinophyceae, Suessiales, Symbiodiniaceae.